GAGUGAGUCGGAGCUCGGCCUCUCCCCAGCACGUUCUCAGCAGCUCCAGGUUCAGACCCGGCGAGGGAGCCGCGAGCGAGGCUCACUGUCCCCGGCGGGCAGGACUCCGGGGCUGCUGAGCGCUCCCGCGUGUCGGGCGCCCGGAGUCCCCGCGGCCGGAGGGAGUCAGGACUCCAGAGCUCCAGGGGAGCCGGUGGGCUUCAGCGCCUCUGGCUUCCCGCGUCCCCUCAGCGAAAGCCCCAGUGACGUGCUCAGCCCCGGGACCGCCGCCGAACCAGAUCCAAACUGAGAACCUGCUGCAGCUACCACAAUGGGCAGCAAAACCUUGCCAGCGCCAGUGCCCAUCCACCCAUCCCUGCAGCUCACCAACUAUUCCUUCCUUCAGGCUGUGAACGGCCUGCCCACAGUGCCCUCGGACCACCUGCCCAACCUGUAUGGCUUCAGUGCGUUGCAUGCUGUGCACCUGCACCAGUGGACGCUGGGCUACCCGGCCAUGCACUUGCCGCGCUCCUCUUUCUCCAAAGUGCCGGGUGCCGUGUCCAGCCUGGUGGACGCGCGCUUCCAGCUGCCGGCCUUUCCCUGGUUCCCUCACGUCAUCCAUCCCAAGCCAGAGAUCACCGCUGGAGGCAGCGGUCCCGCGCUUAAGACCAAACCGCGCUUUGAUUUCGCCAAUCUGGCCUUGGCUGCCACGCAAGAAGAUCCGUCCAAACUUGGCCGCGGGGAGGGCCCCUGUUCCCCCACGGGUGGGCUGGGCGCCCUCCUGGAUGUGACCAAGCUGUCCCCAGAAAAGAAGCCCACGAGGGGACGUCUGCCUUCCAAGACCAAGAAGGAGUUCGUCUGCAAGUUCUGUGGCCGCCACUUCACCAAGUCCUACAACUUACUGAUCCAUGAGCGGACGCACACUGACGAGCGGCCCUACACCUGUGACAUCUGCCACAAAGCCUUCCGGAGGCAAGACCACCUACGGGACCACAGAUAUAUUCACUCCAAAGAGAAGCCUUUCAAGUGUCAAGAGUGCGGGAAAGGAUUCUGCCAGUCCAGGACUCUGGCUGUCCACAAGACGCUACACACACAGGUGAAGGAGCUCAAAACCUCCAAGAUUAAAUGCUAGAGUCUCUGGGUCACCAGGACCCUGGGCCUGAAGGCGGGCCAGAAGGACCUCCUCCAAAGGGAUGGAAGCCUGAAGGCGACUCUGGCGGACAGCAGGAGAGGCGCUCGGGGACCUUCCCCUACCCCAACAUUGUCCCCUGGGUCCCUGGCGCACGCGGCACUCCGCAACCCAGCCUGGGGCCGUGACCCCGACCGCCCGAGCGGCUCCCCCAGGACGCGGCUAAACUCUUGGCCAAAAGGCGGUACUCACGUGGCACAGGGGAAACUGCAUUAAAAAAAGAAAGAAAGCUCCGCGGAGCCGCAGAGGCGCCUCUCCCAGAAGUAUUACUUUUUCUAUGGUUAUUUUGUAUGUUUUCUUUAUUAUUUUUUCCUUUGACCAUAUAAGCUUGUAACUCUGACUGCGGAAAGAGAGGGGAGAGGAAAAGAAGUUCUGCUCCCUGGCAGCUUCCAACCCUUCCUCCCGUCCUCCCCGCCCCGGGAGCCUGCAAAAGUGUAAUCCUUGUAUCUGCUUCAGCCGCCCGGCCCCGGGACAUCGGACCGGGAGCGUCCUCUCCCAGCUCGCGUCGCGCAGCGGCCAUGGGCUCCCGGACUCGGACGGCAGGGCAGGGACCUCGGCCUUGGGGACAGAAGGGGGCCCUGUUCUCGGCUCCCCUGCUCCGCAGCCGCGACCCCGCGAGGGAGCCACCGGCCAGGAGCCGGGCGUUGUAUUGCGAUUGGCACUUUAUGCUGACCAUCGGUAACGGACAUUUGUCACUGGAGAUUUCUUUUUUAACUAUUAAAUAAACGGUUAUUUUACAGGCA
Molecule: messenger RNA, 1911 nt
Organism: Propithecus coquereli (Coquerel's sifaka)
Lineage: Eukaryota; Metazoa; Chordata; Mammalia; Primates; Indriidae
Gene: OSR1
Product: odd-skipped related transciption factor 1
Exons: 3
Coding region: 311-1111 (266 amino acids)
Biological process (GO): embryo development; urogenital system development; regulation of transcription by RNA polymerase II
Cellular component (GO): nucleus
Molecular function (GO): DNA-binding transcription factor activity, RNA polymerase II-specific; RNA polymerase II transcription regulatory region sequence-specific DNA binding
Source: RefSeq, a predicted model, not a curated record